Messenger RNA from Conger conger (European conger), 3036 nucleotides. RefSeq names its product ring finger protein (C3H2C3 type) 6 (gene rnf6). Gene Ontology annotation, molecular function: ubiquitin protein ligase activity. Bases 162 to 2024 code for a protein of 620 amino acids. NCBI's taxonomy places the organism in Eukaryota, Metazoa, Chordata, Actinopteri, Anguilliformes, Congridae. The record is from RefSeq and is a predicted model, not a curated record. Gene Ontology annotation, biological process: protein ubiquitination; ubiquitin-dependent protein catabolic process; positive regulation of DNA-templated transcription. Gene Ontology annotation, cellular component: cytoplasm; nucleoplasm. The transcript is spliced from 4 exons.
GGGAACUACUAGUAGCGUUCCUGUAGAUGCAGGACGGACAGUAGAGAAUGUAGCACCGACGUUCCCAUCUUAGCUAAAUUGUAUCCAGACAGCAACGACGAGAAGAGAACAGACCCGUCCAUAUUACUGCCGCUGUUUCAGCAGGAGUGGUUUCCGUGGUGAUGGACCCUCCUGGCAGACGAGACGAGCGUGUGCAGCAGCAGGAACGCCUGCAAAGGGAAGAGGCUUACUACCACUUUAUCAAUGGGCUGAGCGAAGAGGAGUACCGGCUAAUGAGGGACAGCAACCUGCUCGGCACCCCUGGUGAGGUGACGGCAGAGGAGCUACGGCAGCGUCUGGAUGGAGCCAAGGAGCGUCGGUCCUCCCAGCCGCUCUCCGAGCCCCGGUCACAGAGCAGUGAGACGGGAGAUGAUGACGGGGGCAGUGGGGGUGUGGAUGCAGGCAGGGAGGCUUCUAAUGGGGACUCGCUGCUUGAGUGGCUGAACACUUUCCGGCGCACGGGCAAUGCCACACGCAGUGGGCAGAGUGGGAACCAGACCUGGCGUGCCGUCAGCCGCACUAACCCCAACAGCGGCGAGUUUCGCUUCAGCCUAGAGAUAAACAUCAACCACGAGCAGCCAGAGCCUGGUGACUCCACAGGUGACCCUGCCUCCGCCACACUCACCCACUCCACCCAAAGCAGGAGGACACAGGCACGGCGCACCCGCAGCAGUCAUGGCCCGGCUCUGAAUCCACCCCCCCCUGCGCCUGAGCCAGAACAGCACAGCACUAGUCUGAGCAGGGUGACUGCGCUGGAUCAGCCAGCAGUCUUGCCCCAUGGUGGCCAGGGCAGUGACACUCGGUCUCCUCCUCGGGUUGCACGGGAGGGCCAGGACUGCCCACCUUCAAUGUUGGCCCAGCCUGGCCAGCAGAGGGCCUUGCCCUGUAGAAGCAGGACUAGAUUGCGGGGGCGGGGCCACAGGACAGGUGGGGCCCACCGCCGUUCUUCACGACGAAGUCGCUCCCCACUGCACAGACCCCCUACCCCUGGCACCAGCCAGGCCGACAUACCUGAGCCCUAUGGGCAAGCCCAGGUUGCCAUGGAUAUGGCAGGGGAGCCAGCGGUAGAUGUGGCACCCUUGACGGAGCCAGUCACGGAGGCAGAGUCUCAAGCAACAGGCACUGUGGGCGGUGGAGUCCGACGUCAUCCCACUAUCAUGCUUGACCUGCAGGUGCGGCGGAUCCGUCCCGGGGAGAACCGAGACCGUGACAGCAUCGCCAGCCGCACCCGCUCCCGCGUUCGCACCGCUGAAAACACGGUCACCUUUGAAAGCGACAGCGGCGGUUUCCGUCGUACCAUUUCCCGGUCGGAGCGUGCCGGAAUUCGCACCUAUGUCAGCACCAUCCGCAUCCCACUGCGCCGCAUCUCGGAGACCGGCUUGGGUGAGCCCAGCUCCACUGCGCUGCGCUCCAUCCUGCGCCAGAUCAUGACUGGCUUUGGUGAACUUAGUUCCCUUAUGGAGACAGAGGCUGACACUGUGGCCACCGUGCCUGGCCCACCUCAGGCUUACCGCAUGCACACUGAAGAGACGGGGCACCAGGAGCAGCGCAGUGCCGAAGGGCAAGGUACUGCGGGGGGGAGCGGGGAUGAGGAGCGGACGCGUGUAGGUGGGGCUACUGGUGAGACGCGAGUCACUACCAGGGACACCAACAACCUGGUGGAGAAUGGCACCCUGCCGAUCCUGCGCCUUGCGCACUUCUUCCUCCUAAAUGAGGAAGAGGAGGAUGAGCACCCACAUGGCCUGACCAAAGAGCAGAUCGACGAUCUGUCCACACGCACCUAUGGCCAGGCUAGCUUGGAGGGUGAGCUAGGACGCACCUGCAGUGUCUGCAUCAACGAGUACACCCAAGGCAACAAGCUUCGGCAGCUGCCCUGUACGCACGAGUUCCACAUCCACUGCAUCGACCGCUGGCUAUCCCAGAAUAACACCUGCCCCAUCUGUAGGCAGCCCAUACUGGCCACCGACCCCACUCUCUCCACCUGACCCCACCCACCAAGACGGACACCAUGCCAAGCACUCCCCCCCCCCCCCCCCCCCACGCACCAAAAAGGAUGUGGCCUCUGUAAAUAUAUUAACUUUGUUCUUAACUGAUAUUGAAGGUGGAACCUAGAAACAACAAACAGGAGAGGAAAAUAAUUGGCAACAUUGCCAAGCAGCAAAACUUCUAAUUUAAUCUUUAUGCUUUCAGUUUCCAGUGCAGCACUUUGUCUCCGUAUGUAUGGCUUCAGAAAAAAUGAUUGUAAAUGAAUGCAUCAGCAGCAUUUUCAUGAAUUGCAGACUCCACAGCCUCAUACUUGCCUUUCAUUGGUUUCCAAGCCAAAUCCUUUCUCAGUCUCCAAACCCACGAACAUGACAGUGACAUGUAAAUACAUAUCACUGCCAAAACCUGCUGUUUCUUCUUACACUUGCCAUUUUAACCCCGGAAAACCUAAACCAACUGUCCAUCAUCAGGACAUCAGAACAGUUUGUUUAAAUUUUAGUAGGUUGUGUGUAUGUGCAUGGCAAAGGGGCCAUGGACCUCCCUGUCAAUAGGAUGGGGGUUUCUGUUGAAUUGUCGCUGUUUUUAUGUUUAGGACCUGAUCUGAUGCUGAAAGGACAUGCUCUACUUUAUUGCAUUGUCUGUUGUGGGCUGUCUGACUUCUGCAACUCACACGCACUGACGUACCUCUUGAGCCAUUAUUUCAGUGUGUGCCAUCUCUGCGUCUAUAUCAUUCUCUCCCUCAGUUUCCAAAAUAAGUCAAAUCACAUGCAUGAAGGGUGCUAAACAAUGUUCGAUUUUGGUUUUGGGUUCUUUUGGUGGGUGGGAGGUGGGGGUUCAGUUGUUUGAGGUGUGAGGAACAGAACACCUUUAUCAAUGUUAGUUCAUCUCUGUUACAUAAAAUAAUUUUCUGUAAAGUAAAUCCAAGAAUUUCACUGCAUUAAAGAUGCGCUUGAGUGAACAUCUGUGUAGACUGAUUGUAUGUAACAUUUAAGAUGGUAAGUUUUAUACAAUUCC